CCGACCUCACCGGCUUAUCCACUCAAAGUAACCGAUGGAUCGACAAGAGCUUGAGCAGUAUCAGGCACAACUUGCUCAGGUCAACGCGGUCCUCGAAGAAGAUGCAGAAAAUGAAGAACUCCAGUCUCUUCGUACCGAAAUCGUGGAGCUGAUCGACCUCGCACAAAAGGCACUUGCUCAAGAAGCGAUCGCAGCGGCACGAGCAAAGGCUUCUGCUGCCAAAGCUGCCACCGGAGUGCGCGCCAUUCCACAAGCGGACUUCAAGCCCGGCGGCGACGUGGAUGCCAAAUACUCUCGUGACGGUCACUGGUACCCAGCCAAGAUCAUCGCUGUUGGAGGGAGCGAGUCGAAUCGCGUAUAUACGGUGCUCUUCAAGGGUUAUUCAGAGACCGAGAUCGUCAAAGCAAGCGAGAUCCGUGCGUCCACGUCGACCCAGCCCUGGCAGAAUCCGCACAACGAUGCCAAGCGCAAGCUUUCGAAGGAGGAAGAGGAGGAAAGGGAGCGCAAGAAGAAGCGGAACGAGAAGAAGCUAGAGGUGCGCGCACACAAGGCAAAGGAGCAGCAGGAUAAGCAGCAGGCAUGGAUGAAGUUUGCAAAGAAAUCAGAGAAGAAGGGAAUCGAGAUUGCCGGUAUGUCCGGUAGGAGUAUAUUCAAGAGCCCGGAUAACCCGCUUGGGAGAGUCGGCGUGACUGGCUCAGGAAAGGGCAUGACAUCCUACACGUCAAUGGGGAAGCACAAGUUCGCGGCGGAAGAAGACGACGAAUGAAUAUGUCAUGGCCGUCUCCUCAUAUAGCCGAGCUCCGCACCGAGUGGAGCAUUGGACGUGGCGUUAGUCGAAGCGCAUACACGAGUCGUCUGGCUAGUCCUUCCCCUUUUCCCGUGCAUACAUUGCCCUCACCCCUAUCCCGCUCAUCUUAUCCACCCCAUCCAUCGUUACCCAGGACGGUGGGCCGGUGUACUAUAUGCAGACCAGAACGCUGCUCCUACCGAGUCGAGGCUGUACCUGGGAAUGUUCUAUCGCUCCCAUCGCGGCCCCCGCCGGAUCAUCAUCAUCAGGAUCGAUUCUUUUGCUGGUGCCGUGCUGGCGCAGGAGCGAAAUAAAUACACACUCGCUGUCAU
Molecule: messenger RNA, 1119 nt
Organism: Dacryopinax primogenitus
Lineage: Eukaryota; Fungi; Basidiomycota; Dacrymycetes; Dacrymycetales; Dacrymycetaceae
Exons: 5
Coding region: 35-766 (243 amino acids)
Cellular component (GO): nucleus
Source: RefSeq, a predicted model, not a curated record